ACAACUUUACCAUUUUUUUUCUUUUAUUUCUACUCCCAAAACACAGUGCCUAUAAUUUAGCACUCCAUAUCUCCCUCCCAUUCUUGCAAACAUCUCUUUUCCUAUUUUUAAGGCCUUUCCUUUUUCUUCACAAUUUAUUUAUUACAUUGACAUUUUUGGGUCUUAAAUUUGUGACUUUCCUCCAGCUAAACAACCCAAAAUCAUAGAAGGGUGUUAGAACUUGACAUAUAUAUACACAUUGGUCAAAAGGGUGAGCUUUUGUAAGAACCCUUGUUGUGUUCAGGCUUUUUCACAAUGCAAAGCAAGAAAACAACUGUUCUGUUUUGACUUAGACCAUUAUUGUUAAAACCCCAUCUGGGUACUCAUAAUCUUGGAGUUUGAUGCAAUGGGCUUGAAAGGGCAUGGUGGAACUGGAACUAGUAGCAAUAAUAUGUUUGAUAUGGGAGUUGUUUCUAUGCACAAGCGUUCUCAGAGCUUCCCUGACAAGAGUGAUCUCCUGGGAAAUAAGUCGGAUUAUGUACAUGAAACAUCUGACUGCUCGAAAAUGGAUAUGAAGCACUUGCAAAGCAGCACGAGCUUGAAACCAAAACCUUUGCCCAAUGCCGAAGUCCGAAACUUGUUGAGACAAGAGAUACUACAACUUGAGAAAAGAUUACAGAACCAGGUCGCAAUUCGUGGCGUGCUAGAACAGGCACUGGGUUAUAAGUCCAUAUCCAAUGACAUUGGGAACGAGGUCUCAAUUCCUAAGCCGGCCACUGAACUGAUCAAGGAAAUUUCAGUACUAGAGCUUGAAGUUGGGCAUCUGGAGCAGUAUCUUCUCUCGCUCUAUCGACAAGCAUUUGAUCAACAAGUAACCUCUACAUCUCCAUCAAUGAAAGACGGAGGACCAAAAUCACCCAAAACUUCUGCAAAAGAAAAAUCUGAAGUAAGAUCUGGAGUUAGUACAAUGUCAAAUAUGGAGAAACCUUCUCCUAGAUCUACUUGCAUAAAUCCACAGAAGGACUUGAAUGAUCUAGGUGGUGAGGAUAGACUAGUAGAAUCUGGUGUCUAUCGCUGUCGCUCAUUUUUAGCUCAACAUUCAACUUUGUCGUCACAAAAUUCUCCCCUGGCAGAAUCUUUGGGCAGAGAUGUACGUGCUUGCUAUUCACAGCCUUUGUCCAUGAUGGAGUAUGGGCAAAAUACUGCUUCAAAUAUAAUUAGUCUGGCAGAGCAUCUUGGUACCCGUAUUUCUGAUCAUGUGCCUGAGACGCCAAACAAGCUUGCAGAGGAUAUGAUCCAAUGCAUUUCAGAUAUAUAUUGCAAGCUUGCUGACCCUCCAGUUUUGGAUCAUGGACUCUCAUCACCCACAUCAUCAUCGUCAUCAAUGAGUGCAUUUUCUCCAAAGGAUCAUUCUGGAAUGUGGAGUCCAGGGCUCAAGAAAUAUUCAUCUCUUGAUGAGCGUUUGGAUAAUCCUUUCCAUGUGCAAGGGCUUAAGGAAUUCAGUGGGCCUUACAGCACGAUGGUUGAGGUGCAGUAUAUAUAUAGAAAUGAUAAAAAGUUGGCUGAAGUUGAACACAUGCUACAAAACUUCAGAUUUCUUAUAUCUCGUUUAGAAGAAAUAGAUCCCAAGAAGAUGACACACUCUGAGAAGCUAGCUUUCUGGAUCAACGUACACAAUGCUCUAAUGAUGCAUGCAUACUUGGCUUAUGGGAUUCCACAAAACAAUGUGAAGAGACUCUUUAUUCUCUUAAAGGCUGCCUACAAUAUUGGGGGUCACAUAGUAAGCGCAAAUUUGAUACAAAGUUCCAUACUGGGAUGCCGGAUGUCUCGUCCUGGACAGUGGCUUCGGCUGUUGCUAUCUUCAAAGUCAAAAUUUAAAUCGGGAGAUGAACGACAGGCAUACUCAAUCGAGCAUCCAGAACCACUUUUGCAUUUUGCUCUUUGUUCUGGAAGCCAUUCUGAUCCAGCGGUUCGAGUUUAUACACCCAAGUCAAUAGCAAAGGAAUUGGAAGCCGCAAAAGAUGAGUACAUUCGAGCUACCUUUGGUGUGAGUAAAGACCACAAAAUCUUGCUCCCAAAAAUUGUGGAAUCUUUUGCCAAGGAUUCUGAUUUAUGCACUACUGGCAUAGUGGAGAUGAUCCAGAAGUCUCUACCUCAAUCUGUUAGAAAGAGCAUAAAAAAAUGUCAAAUGUCAAAGUCCAAGAAGAUCAUUCAAUGGGUUCCCUACAAUUAUAAUUUCCGAUAUCUUAUUUCGAAAGACCUGGAAAAAUGACUGCUUGCACGGGUAAGCGUAAAUUAUUAGCAUCUCUCAGCUCAUAGGCAGUUUUUGUGUUCAAAGUCUGGAAUUCGGAGUUAUUGUACAAAAUGAAGUAGUUCAUCAGGCGAAGGAGAUGAUUUAGUAUAUGUACUUUGCAUGAGAGCAUGUAUAAUCUCUACUUCAAUAUCAUGUCAUAACAACUGCAUUAUUUCUAAAUAGUCUCUGACCACUUGUGAAUAACUAGAGCAUUAUUUUUAUGCA
Messenger RNA from Daucus carota subsp. sativus, 2497 nucleotides. RefSeq lists its product as uncharacterized. Bases 386 to 2251 code for a protein of 621 amino acids. The record is from RefSeq and is a predicted model, not a curated record. The transcript is spliced from 12 exons. NCBI's taxonomy places the organism in Eukaryota, Viridiplantae, Streptophyta, Magnoliopsida, Apiales, Apiaceae.